UACAGUUUAAUUAAUAAUUUACCAAUUCAACUUUUGAUCUACUACCCAGAACACUAACUAAUUUGAUUAUGGAUCCAAAUUUUAAAACUAUAAUAAUAACAACUCGAAUCAAUUCUCUUACAACUUACAAGUAUUGCUCCACGAAGGGUAGACCCAACCCGGCCAAACCCACUUGAAAGCUCUAAUAUUGCACAUGUUAUCUAAUUAUAUGUUACAUUUAUUAAUAAUUACAUUUUCAAACGCGUUAUUUGAAACUUAAUUGUAACCAAUUAAUCCUAUGCAAGAGAAAGCCUAAUGUUUAUAUUUACAACUAGUUUUAAGGAAUAUUACAUUAUAUCUGAAUCCUUUUCAUGACUUUAUUUUGUAACGAAACUUAUUAUCAUUUUUCUUACUCCAUAUAUUAUUUAUUUAUUACUCUUACUAUAUUCUAAUUAAACAUAAGAGGAAAAUACUAAUAACAUAUAUUUUACAUAUUAUUUUAUUAUUGUGUAAAAUUUACAUAAAAGUAGUAUUAAAUAAAAAAAAAAUGGGACAUAUAUAAUAAACAAGAAACAACACCUGUCACACAUAUAGAUCAUUUGUAUGAUCCCGGCCAUUUGAAUUUUAUCAUAUAAUGUGUUAAAAAGUAUUUUAAAAAAUAUUUGAAUAUGCGUUGUCAAUAUUAAUUUUCACGCAUGCAUGAAAUAAAUGAAAUAUUAUACAUGCAAUUAAUCCUUACAUCCUACGAUCAUUGACGGGUCAGGGACUAACAAGGCGAUUAAAGAAAGUAAGCAAGACAUUUGACCAAGUCAUGGAGCAGAUUAUCCAAGACCACGAGCAUCCACAUAAUAAAAAACAAAAAGGAUCAAGCAACAAAGACUUUGUGGACAUAUUGCUAUCACUUAUGCACCAACCCAUGGGUCUUGAGGACGACCAAAAUGUCUUGGAUAGAAGUAAUAUCAAAGCUAUUAUAAUAGAUAUUAUUGCAGCAGCAUUUGACACGGCAUCUACAACGGUUGAAUGGGCCAUGUCAGAACUCUUGCGGCAUCCAAAUGUGAUGAAAACUCUUCAGGAUGAGCUAGAAAAUGCAGUGGGAUUGAAGAAACAUGUGAAGGAAAUUGACGUGCAAAAUUUGCCUUAUUUGAAUAUGGUGGUCAAGGAGACCCUAAGAUUACAUCCGGUUGCACCUUUGCUCCUGCCUCAUGAGUGUCGAGGAGAUGUUACUAUUAAUGGUUAUUAUAUAAAGAAGAAAACAAGGCUCAUAGUAAAUGCAUGGGCAAUAGGGCGAGAUCCUAAUGUUUGGUAUAAUGCUGAGAUGUUUGAUCCCAAGAGAUUUGAGAAUAACAAUAUUGACAUUCGUGGAAAUGACUUUCGAGUGAUACCAUUUGGUUCAGGUCGAAGAGGUUGUCCUGGGAUUCAUAUGGGUCUAACUACUGUUAACCUUAUUCUGGCUCAGUUAGUACAUUGUUUUGAUUGGGUGCUUCCAUUAGGCAUGACUCCUGAUGAGUUAGACAUGAAUGAGAUAUUUGGACUCACGAUACCCAGAAGUAAACACUUGUUGGCCAUACCAGUUUAUCGACUAGUUGAUCAAUAAGAACAAUAAUUUCCUGUCAAUUUAUAUUUGUAAUAAUUUGAAGUCAUGUGAAAUGUUUAAUUAUAACGAGUGAAAUCUAUUUACUAA
This is a messenger RNA of Cajanus cajan (pigeon pea), 1660 nucleotides long. NCBI's taxonomy places the organism in Eukaryota, Viridiplantae, Streptophyta, Magnoliopsida, Fabales, Fabaceae. The record is from RefSeq and is a predicted model, not a curated record.